AUGGACAACAACCCUCCUCACCCGCAAGACACGACGCUCGCGCAGUCGCUGCGCGACCCGACCAGCUUCUGGGGCCCGCACGCCUCGCAGCUCCACUGGCACAAGGCACCGUCUCAGAUCCUCCGCCGAGCAUCCAAACCGCUGCGCUCAAACGGCGCCCGCCACGACCAUUGGUCGUGGUUCCCCGACGGCGAGAUCUCGACCACCUUCAACUGCGUCGACCGCCAUGUGCGCGACGGCGGCGGCGAUAACGUGGCCAUCAUCUGGGAGUCGCCCGUCACGGGCGCGCGCGACAGCAUCACGUACGCGCGGCUGCUCGACGAGGUCGAGGUGCUGGCGGGCGCGCUGCGCGAGGAGGGCGUGAGGAAGGGCGAUGUGGUGUUGGUAUACAUGCCCAUGAUCCCCGCGGCGCUGUAUGCCUGUCUGGCCAUCGCGCGCCUGGGCGCCAUCCACGCGGCGGUCUUCGGCGGGUUCGCGGCGACGUCGCUGGCGCAGCGUAUCGAGGCCGCGAGGCCGCGCGCCGUCAUGACGGCCUCGUGCGGCGUCGAAGGCAGCAAGGGCGUGAUUGACUACCGGCCGCUGGUCGAGGGCGCGCUGGCGAAAAGCGCCUUCAAGCCGCUCAAGGUCAUCGUGUGGCAGCGCGACCAGUGCCGCUGGGCGCCCAUGCGCAAGCUGCACGGCCAGCGCAAUUGGCAGCGGAUUGUCAAGAGUGCGCGGAGCAGGGGCGUGAGAGCGGCAGCGGUGCCCGUGGGGAGUAAUGACCCGCUGUAUGUGAUCUAUACGAGCGGGACAACCGGUCUGCCAAAAGGCGUGGUGCGAGAGGCUGGUGGGCAUGCUGUUGGGCUGAGCUUGUCAAUUAAAUACCUUUUUGAUAUCAAGGGCCCCGGAGAUGUGAUCUUCUGCGCAUCAGACAUCGGCUGGGUAGUUGGCCAUUCAUAUAUCCUCUACGCCCCUCUACUCGCCGGUGCAACAACCAUCCUAUACGAGGGCAAACCAGUUGGAACCCCCGAUGCCGGUGCCUUCUGGAGACUUAUCGAGGAACACAAGGUCAACGUCCUAUUCACCGCGCCCACCGCUCUGCGCGCGAUUCGAAAGGACGACCCGGACGCACGCUUCUUCGAAGAAGUCGGGCGACGCAAUGGCCUGAGACACCUCAGGGCCAUCUUCCUGGCCGGCGAGAGAAGCGAGCCCAGCAUCGUCAGCGCCUACCAGGCGCUGUUGGACAAGCACGGCGCCUCCGGCUCCAUGGUGAUCGACAAUUGGUGGACGUCCGAAUCCGGGUCGCCGAUGUCUGGCCUGGCGUUAAACAGCGCAGCCGGCUUGGGCGGCAUCAGCGGCGGAGGCUCGCACGCGCCGUUCCCCGUGAAGCCUGGCUCGGCGGGGAAGGCUAUGCCCGGGUUCGAUGUCCGCGUUGUCAAUGAUGAGGGGCAUGAAGUGCCCAGGGGCUCGAUGGGCAACAUUGUUCUUGCUGUUCCACUGGCGCCUACGGCGUUUACCACGCUUUAUAAUGAUGAUGAGCGGUUCUACAAGGGCUAUUUCAAGCGCUUUGAUGGCAAAUGGCUGGACACGGGAGAUGCGGGCAUGAUUGACGAGUCCGGAUAUAUCCACGUCAUGUCGAGAUCCGAUGACAUUAUCAACGUUGCUGCUCAUCGCUUCAGCACAGGCGCAAUCGAGCAAGCCAUCCUCUCUCACCCCCAAAUCGCCGAAGCCUGCGUGGUCGGCAUCCCCGAUUCGCUGAAAGGCCACAUGCCCUUUGCCUUCAUCCACCUUCGCUCCUCCGCCGCGGGCGGUUCUUCAACCGCCACGCCAUCCCCGGAAUUCUUCAGCUCCGUGAACCAGCUUGUGCGCGAGCAAAUCGGCGCGAUCGCCUCCCUGGGCGGGAUCAUCCAGGGCCAGGGGAUCAUCCCCAAAACGCGCAGUGGGAAGACGCUGCGCCGAGUUCUGAGAGAGUUGAUUGAGAAUGCUGCCGUGGGCAAAUUUGAUGCGAAAGUGAAUGUUCCACCGACGGUGGAGGAUGUGGAUACUGUGGAAGCCGCGCGGGAGAGGAUCAGGGAAUAUUAUGCGGAGAGGGUGAAGAAGCAGACUAGGGGGAAGCUGUGA
Messenger RNA from Ophidiomyces ophidiicola, 2100 nucleotides. RefSeq lists its product as uncharacterized. The transcript is spliced from 4 exons. Lineage: Eukaryota; Fungi; Ascomycota; Eurotiomycetes; Onygenales; Onygenaceae. The record is from RefSeq and is a predicted model, not a curated record. The coding region runs from base 1 to 2100 and encodes 699 amino acids.